Uloborus diversus is the source of this 456-nucleotide messenger RNA. RefSeq lists its product as uncharacterized. Gene Ontology annotation, molecular function: nucleic acid binding; RNA-DNA hybrid ribonuclease activity. The record is from RefSeq and is a predicted model, not a curated record. The coding region runs from base 1 to 456 and encodes 151 amino acids. The transcript has a single exon. NCBI's taxonomy places the organism in Eukaryota, Metazoa, Arthropoda, Arachnida, Araneae, Uloboridae.
AUGUCUGUUCUAUCUGAUAACCACCCCUUGACGCAUAACAUACUGGGUUGUCAUCAUCACUUUCAGAAUCUAGCUACUCUCAAGAAAUCUAUCGUCUUCCAGUGGGUUCUUGCCCACUGUGGGGUACCUAGUAAUGAGAUUGCAGAUUAUCUGGCCAAAAAGGGUGCUCUGGUGGCACAGAGUAUUCCCCAUCGAAAACACCUUUUCAGAAUCGGAGUUGUGCCUGCCCACUGUGGGGUACCUGGUAAUGAGAUAGCAGAUUACCUGACCAAAAAGGGUGCUCUGGUGAAACACCUUCGAAAACAUCAUUUCAGAAUCGAAGUUCUUCCUUGCCCAUCAUGUAAUCUGAGUGGCUCUGGAGAGGACACGGACCGCGCCCACCUACUGCACUGUACGGCGCUUUGCAAGACCUCCCUCGCUGAGAAGCAUUGGGAACCUAGAGACAAUAUGGACUAA